ACAGGAGGAUUAAAUCCACACUGGAAAUCAUGAUAUGUGUAAUAUUCCUGGUCGUGUUGCGCAUGUGAUGUUUUCUGUGAACGCCCCUCCCUUUGGCAAGCUGUUGUUAUUCACAAUUACAUUUUUAGUCGUCUGGAUUGUUUUUUUGCACUCGCCCUGUCUGCUCGGAGGAGGCAGACAGCUGAUGAUGAGCCUCUGGGUGAUAUUUAAAGCCCUGGGAAAGCGGAAACCUGGCCUGCAGUGCGUUAUCAGCUGAGGGCUGCUGUCUCUCACACACAGCUAAAUAUCAUUAGCUAUCCAGAGGUACAAUGGCGCUAACUGUAACAGAGCUACAGCUGAAUAUGGGAGGAAAUAUUGGGCUAUUAGGGCGGUAAUGCUUCCAGUUAACAGGAGACAUCUUUUUGAAGAAGACGAGAAUCCAACCAUUCUCAUCAGUGGCAACCAGCCUUAGUGUUUCCCGCUUCCCAAGUCAACCAUCACUCCCAACCCUUUACGUCCUCACCUCCACUUCUACGGUCAGUGUCUGGCCUCUGUAGCCAUGACAACAGGGGGCUGUUGCCAUCUGCCCGGCUCUCUAUGUGACUGUGCGAGCAGCACCGGCCUGUGGAAGAGCGUGGAGGAGACGGGCGGGGAAGGGUGCCAGGCGCUCUACGUCACCCAGGUCACAGCCAUAGAUGGACAGUUGCUCUCGUCUGUGCUCAAACCUGUGUGCUCACAAACUGAUGGCCCCAUCUGUCGUAUUUGCCAUGAAGGAGGCAACAGUGAGACUCUUCUGUCUCCUUGCGACUGCACGGGAACACUGGGCACGGUGCACAAGAGCUGCUUGGAGAGGUGGCUGUCGUCUUCCAACACCAGCUACUGUGAGCUCUGCCACACAGAGUUCAGCAUUGAGCGCCGUCCAAGGCCCCUCACAGAGGUAACAAAGUGGCUGCGGGACCCGGGACCUCGCAAUGAGAAGAGUACACUUUUUUGUGACAUGGUGUGCUUCCUGUUCAUCACACCCCUUGCAGCUAUUUCAGGCUGGCUCUGCCUGAGGGGGGCUCAGGACCAUCUCCAGCUGGGGAGCUGGCUGCAGGCUGUUGGCCUCAUAGCCCUCACCAUAGCCCUCUUCACCAUCUAUGUCCUUUGGACCCUGGUAUCCUUCCGCUACCACUGUCAGCUGUACUCGGAGUGGAGAAGAACAAAUCAGAAAGUACGUCUGCUCAUUCCUGAAGCCAAGGAGUCUAACUCUUCCCAGCAUUCCUUGCUCUCUACAAAGCUGAUGAAGAAGUCUGCCAAUGAGAGUAUAGUAUGAGAGCAAACCCAGAUGGUUCAGGAAGAGUGACGGACGAUUUUUGAUGCGUCAGACCUGCCAACAAGCCUUUAAAGAAGCACUUGUGGACGUUUUUUAUUUUCGGCUUUGUGACUUCUUUUCCUUUGCCUCAUCAGUACUGAAUUCAAUUAGCAUUUUUUGAAUUUGUCCCCCUGUGGUUGCAGGGUAAGGGGACAUUUAAAUGGGGUCUGUCCGUCCUCACGCUUGGUGUUGACCAACUUAUGCAAAAAGGCACUAAAGAAUGGAGUAGCACAUGGAGAUGUGCAGAGACUUUGGGAGAGACACAGCCUCACUGGCAUAAAUGCAAAGACGACUUUAGAUAACAGCUGAAUAACUUGUGACCAAAAUAACUUUUCAGUGGACCGUGAAGAGUUUUAUGAUUGUUCAAACAACUCCAUGAUGAUUCUCUGAUGAUCUCAGAGUUCAGCAGCUCCAUUGAAACUGGCCAUGGCCCUCCCAGCGUAGGACUUCUCUGCACAAAAUCGCCUUUUGAGGAGAUCUUUGAAGUAAUCGGAGUGAUCCCUCGUGAAUCUGUAAAGGGUUUUACAUUUUACAAUACAGAUGCUAAUAUGCUGUCCGAAAGGAGACUUUAUUUUUAGCACAAUCCCAUUGGACUUCUUUCAAGAUGUGUUUUGCCAUAUCUGUUUUUACAUCUGAUGCAAGAAUGGAUGUCAGCAUAGCACUACUAAAGCCAGAGAAUGUGCAAUAACAACACUGUGGACUUCAAGGUCUUCACACUACAUGCAGAGACCUUUACCAACAUGCACAGUUAUGCAUGCAAGCACUGUUAAUAAUUAUUAUUUUUUUUUUUUUAAUGUUAGUGUUUUCUUAAAUUUUUUCUUUACCACUAAAGAGUGAGCAGAUGAACUAUUCCUACAAAAGUAGGGUUAAUAUUUUCCUCAUAGAGGUUCUUGUAUUAUCAGCACUUAGCAGGCAGGUCUCCUAAAGACCUCUGCAUCUCAUUUUGUCAAAAUGGCUUUUAGAGAAACACUUUCACAAGAAUUGUUAGGUGGCUGAUGCAGUGUACUAAAGCCUCCUUUUUCUGGCGUGUAUAAGUACUUCAAUAAAGCUGUUCUGUUUCUGUUUUUA
Notolabrus celidotus (New Zealand spotty) is the source of this 2401-nucleotide messenger RNA. RefSeq names its product membrane-associated ring finger (C3HC4) 2 (gene march2). Lineage: Eukaryota; Metazoa; Chordata; Actinopteri; Labriformes; Labridae. The transcript is spliced from 5 exons. The record is from RefSeq and is a predicted model, not a curated record. Gene Ontology annotation, biological process: protein ubiquitination. Gene Ontology annotation, molecular function: ubiquitin-protein transferase activity; zinc ion binding. Bases 539 to 1294 code for a protein of 251 amino acids.